Molecule: messenger RNA, 1678 nt
Organism: Eublepharis macularius
Lineage: Eukaryota; Metazoa; Chordata; Lepidosauria; Squamata; Eublepharidae
Gene: VCPKMT
Product: valosin containing protein lysine methyltransferase
Exons: 6
Coding region: 1-684 (227 amino acids)
Biological process (GO): peptidyl-lysine methylation
Cellular component (GO): cytosol; cytoplasm
Molecular function (GO): protein-lysine N-methyltransferase activity
Source: RefSeq, a predicted model, not a curated record
AUGGCGUCGCCCUUCGUCUUCGAGCGGGAGGUGCCGCGGCGGGACGGCUCGGCGGGGCUGCGGCUGGCGCAGCGCUCGGGCGGCGGGACGGGCUGCGUGGUGUGGGACGCGGCGCUGGUGCUGGCCCGCUUCCUCGACAAGAGCGCGGCCCACCGCCAGGCCCCGCCGGGCCGCCGCCUCCGCCUGCCGCUCCUCCGCAAGGCCGUGCUGGAGCUGGGCGCCGGCGCCGGCCUCGUGGGCCUGAUGGCCGCCACCCUCGGGGCGAACGUUACGGUGACCGAUCUGGAGGAAGUUCAGGAUCUGCUGAAGAUGAACAUUGAGAAGAAUCAGCAUCUGGUCACCGGUUCCAUUCAGGCCAAGGUACUGAAAUGGGGUGAAGAACUAACAGGAUUCCUUCCUACACCAGAUUAUAUACUGAUGGCAGACUGCAUCUAUUAUGAAGAGUCGUUGGAGCCGCUAAUCAAGACUCUGAGGGACCUUUCUGGUCCACAGACACACAUCAUUUGCUGCUAUGAAGAAAGAACUAUAGGGAAGAACCCUGAGGUGGAGCAGAGAUUCUUUGAGCUUAUACAGAAGGAUUUUGAAUUGGAGAAAGUUCCUCUAGAGAAGCAUGAUGAAGAAUAUCGAAGCGAGGACAUUCAUAUCUUCAUCAUACAGAAGAAAAAAAUGAAUCCCCCCUCCUGAGGAAGGCACUCACAAGGCAGCACCAUGGUAGCAAAAGAAGGUGGAGAACAGCCUCCUUUGCAGGUCAACCUCGGCCGUCUGUUGCUUUUCUUGAGGGAGCUACAAGCACGCACCUGAAGCUAAACACAGCGUUCCUAGUGAUAUUUCUGCACAGAAGCUGGUGGUAGAACUCAGGAAGACUUGAGAAGCAAAUGUCCACCUGUUUAACAUCAACAUGGGGCUACCUUUGCACGUAGCUUCUCUUACCUAAUAAUGUGCUUUGUUAUUAAUGAUUUGUUACAAAAAUACAGUGAUUUAUUCCAGUGAGAUAUUCCUGAAAGGGCUCCUGCCUCCCUAUCUCCCUCCUGUUUUCUCUGCUCAUGAAAUAAUAUGAAAUAUUGUCAUUCUUUUGACUAUAAAUGAAUAUAUUAAACAUGGAAGAUAUGGUUUCAUGCACAUACUAAGGUUAGGAAGGGGUGGGUGGAAAGAACAGGAAAGGAAUGGGCAGAGAUGUUGCUGAAGCUCUUAAGCUAGAGGUGGCCCUUCAGGAACGGGGUUCCAAGCAUUUGAAAUUUGGUAACGGCACCUUGAAUUCAACUCGGAAACAGAAGUCCAGCAGUAUAGUUGUUAAAAGACAAGCUGAAGCAUUCAAUGCAGGCCCAUAUUUCUCCCCAUGAAGUUUUCAGAUUCUCUUCAUUUUCAUUCCUGUAUGCAAAAUGGACAAGCUUCAAAACUGCUGAAGAAUAACCUGUCUGGAUAUGAGAUUCUGCGUAUGAGAUUCAAAUGGGAAAAGGCUCUUUUCGCCUAUAGCCAGAGAACACACCUACCUUUCAAAAAGGAAGUCAGAAAUCUAACCUUUUCGCCUGUUAAUAGGUAUUCCGUCUGUUGAUCCAUCCCCUGUGCAAUAGCUGAAUGCUUGUAGGUUUAUCCAGUAAUGACUGGGUAAUGUUCAUAACGGAAACAAAUUUAGCAGUUGAUUAAAAUGAGCAUUAACGGGUGUAUGUUGGUGCGUUAU